AUUUAUAUAUUGUGAGAAGAAGACAGGCAAAAAUUGGAACUUGGAAGAGAAGGAGACUGGCAAAGAUUGGAAGAGACCAUUUUGGUGUAGUUGAUCAUCUGUGAAGAGAGGGAGGAGAAUGGUGAGUAUCUUCUCGCGAUUCUCUGGGAGAACUGGCCAUAGACGGGCUCAAAGCGCACUUGAUGAGAGGCAAAUGUUACCACCAAAUUCUGAGGUAGCUGGUGCCACUACCACUGCUGCUGCAGCUGUAGCUGUUGCCUCUCAUGGGAUUGAAGUGGCCAUAGAGUUUAAGCCAGUUGAACACCCAAUUGAGCCCCUUGACAAUGAUCGUCCAGUAAAAUGCCCCUUACCAGAACCUUCCAUUCUCAAUGAUGGGAGAAUAUGGAAGGAGCGGAUGUCAGCAAAUGCACGGAGGGGUAACUUGCCGGUUAUGAAGGAAGGGGCCAACCUUGAAUCUGAAGUUUGUGGAACAAAGCCACGUCCAGCUUCAUCCAAUCGCUUGAUUCUUCCUUCCCUUAGUGCCCCAGAGCACAAUAUCAUCAAUCUGCUGGAAGAAUGUAAUGCAUCAGUGGUCUAAAAUGACUGUUAACAGCUGGUCAUCCUUGACAUUUGUUUUCACUUUAAUAUCGUAAUAGAAAUGCUUUCUAUAUAUUUUUCUUUCCUCACCCUUCGUUCCCUUUCGCUUUUGUUUCAUAUUCUUGUUUGGGAUUAGUAAGUAGAUUUGUAAAAUGUUAUUGAAAGAGAAAGAAGAGCAUUUGUAAUC
This is a messenger RNA of Telopea speciosissima, 763 nucleotides long. RefSeq lists its product as uncharacterized. Bases 119 to 577 code for a protein of 152 amino acids. The transcript has 3 exons. Lineage: Eukaryota; Viridiplantae; Streptophyta; Magnoliopsida; Proteales; Proteaceae. The record is from RefSeq and is a predicted model, not a curated record.